Colletotrichum destructivum is the source of this 681-nucleotide messenger RNA. RefSeq names its product Putative DASH complex subunit Duo1 protein. The record is from RefSeq and is a predicted model, not a curated record. NCBI's taxonomy places the organism in Eukaryota, Fungi, Ascomycota, Sordariomycetes, Glomerellales, Glomerellaceae. The transcript has 2 exons. Gene Ontology annotation, cellular component: DASH complex; mitotic spindle. Bases 1 to 681 code for a protein of 226 amino acids. Gene Ontology annotation, biological process: mitotic cell cycle.
AUGGCUGACUACACCGACGAUUCCCUCACCGAGGGCGUCUGGGCGUCACCCCAACCCGAAGGCGAAAGCCCCCCUCCAUCCGAUCGGCCCAAGACCCCGAACACACCAAAAACCCCAAAGACACCAAAGACACCUGCAAACCCAAACGUCACUUUCGACAGAGAAGCGGCUUUGCGGAAAGAGCUGGAAGGCGUACGCAACAUCAAUGCGGCCAUCGAGGGCAUCAUCGCCACCCUAGACAAGGCCAAGGGCAACAUGAAUACUGUCGGCGGUACCGUAUCUAACGCGUCCACCCUCCUCAACACAUGGACUCGCAUUCUUUCGCAAACCGAACACAACCAGCGACUCAUCCUGAAUCCCAACUGGCGCGGCGCUAGCAAUGACUUGGUGGAAAUGGAGGCCGAAGCAGUCCAGAAGCAACAGCUUGCCGAGAGGCGAGCCGCUGAAGAGGAGCGGCGGCGGGAGGCUGCUCGUCGAAAGAGAGAGGAGGAAGAGGAGGAGCGACAAAGACAAGCCGCCGUCGGCAAUGCGCCGCGUGGUCGAGUUGUCUCUCGCGGCCGGGCUCGGGGCACCGCAAGCACCACUCGCGGCCACGGCUACACGAGUAGCACAUCGAGGAUCGGCAGAGGCGCCGCGAGCAUUCGUGGUGGGUAUCGGGGGCGAGCUAGAGGUACGGAAUAA